Dioscorea cayenensis subsp. rotundata (Guinea yam) is the source of this 572-nucleotide messenger RNA. Its product is annotated as cysteine proteinase inhibitor B-like. The record is from RefSeq and is a predicted model, not a curated record. The transcript has a single exon. Gene Ontology annotation, molecular function: cysteine-type endopeptidase inhibitor activity. Lineage: Eukaryota; Viridiplantae; Streptophyta; Magnoliopsida; Dioscoreales; Dioscoreaceae. The coding region runs from base 58 to 423 and encodes 121 amino acids.
AUCCCCAGAUUUAAAAAAUUAACCAAUCAUUUUAAAAAUAGUAAAAAGUUUCUAACCAUGGCCUCACGUCUCGCUCCCGUUCUCCUCCUCGUCCUCUGCGCCAUCGCCUCAUCGGCAACGGCGAGCAUCGUCGGAGGGCGAACGGAGAUCAAGAACGUGAAAUCGAACAAGAUGGUGCAGAGCCUGGGGAAGUUCGCGGUGGAGGAGUACGAUAAAGGGGUGAAGGGAGGGAGCAACGCGGCGGCGUUGGUGUCAUUCUCGAGCGUGAUAUCGGCGGAGAGUCAGGUGGUGGCCGGGACCAAGUACUACCUCAAGAUCGCCGCCGAGGAUUCUCAUCAUGCCCGCAAGUUGUUCGAUGCCGAGGUCGUCAUCAAACCCUGGCUCAAAUCCAAACAACUCCUCUCCUUCAAGCCUGCCCACUAAUUAGUGAAAUUUUUUAUUAUUAUUAUUAUUAUUAUUAUUGUAAUGUCUCUUAAUCUCUUGUCUGUUGCUGCUUUCUGGUUUAUGAGUGAGUACUACAGUUAUGUUUGUGUGAAUGAGAAUAUAUAUAUAUAUAUAUAUAUAUAUAUGUA